UUUAUUUAAGAUUUUGAUUGGCUGAGAGUGUAGGAAUUAAAGUGAAAAUGGAAAAGAUAAUGAAACAGUUAGAACGAAGCAGCAGUGGCAACACCGGAAUCUGCUAACUCAUCUAUUAUUCUUUCUCUCUCUGCUUUCUUCUCCAUCCUUCAUCAUUAAAUCUCAACCGUUCAUCAGAUUGCAUCAUCGCCACUCAUGGAGGUCCGUUCCAACCCCGCCGCCGAUAACUCCUCCGACCACCGUCGACCGUCCGCCCUUUCGUCCAAGCAGCCACCUCCUUCUCCUCACCCCGUCGACACCUCCGCCGUUUCACAGAGACUCCAGAAGGAAUUAAUGGCUCUCAUGAUGAGUGGAGUGGAUCUAGGAGUAUCGGCUUUUCCUGAUGGUGAAAGUAUUUUUACAUGGAUUGGUACAAUUGAAGGUGGAAAAGGAACUUUGUAUGAGGGUUUAUCUUAUAAACUCUCAUUACGAUUUCCCCUGGACUAUCCUUUUAAGCCUCCCCAAGUAAAGUUUGAGACAAUGUGCUUUCAUCCAAAUGUUGAUCAGUUUGGCAACAUUUGUCUGGACAUCCUUCAGGACAAGUGGUCUUCAGCUUAUGAUUGCAGAACUAUUCUUCUGUCUAUUCAAAGUUUAUUGGAAGAGCCUAAUCUGGAGAGUCCUCUAAACAGCUAUGCUGCAGCACUUUGGAAUGAUAAGGAAGGUUUGGAAAUACAUGGCAACAUUGUUUUCUGUUAUAUUAACUCUGCCUAUUAUUUGUUGGUACCAUCUCAAGUUUUUUCAUUUGAUCUCUACCUCCAUUACUACAUUCCUAGAGAGUUUUUGGAUUUGUCUUAACUUUUCACCUUUUUUAUUCAAUAGUGUAAUGCUCUUGUAGAGUUCUGUAUAUUUUUGUUGAAUGCAUAUUUUAACUGGGGCAUGCAUGGAAUAUGUCAUCCAGAUUACAGGAGAAUGGUCCACAAACAGUUUUUUGCUGGAGAAGCUCUUGAAAGCUGAUUCAUACAAUCCAAAGUGAGAUCAAUUAGUUUCCGCAUCAUAGUGAUAAAAGUUUGCCUCAAGUAAAAAUCUGCAUCUUAUAAAUUUCAUUUUUUAUUUGCUUGAUAUUGUAACAUGAAACUACGAGAGUUCUGAAGUCCUUUAAUAUCUUUCUGUAGAAAAGUAGUACAAAAAUUAUUGCAAGAAAGUAAAAUGAUGCAAUGUCAUCUUUGUGAUAUUUCCCCUCGGAUGUACAAUGCUUACAACUGUAUAUUGAUGUCACGUAAUAUCUUUCACUUUGAAGCU
This is a messenger RNA of Cajanus cajan (pigeon pea), 1278 nucleotides long. RefSeq lists its product as uncharacterized. NCBI's taxonomy places the organism in Eukaryota, Viridiplantae, Streptophyta, Magnoliopsida, Fabales, Fabaceae. The record is from RefSeq and is a predicted model, not a curated record.